AUGGCGUCAACCAUUUUCGAUUCUUUCUAUAUGCCAAUCUAUCGACCCGAUCACAGAUCUCCAACGCAUCAGACUCACGUGUCUGGUCAAGGAACUCAAGCUGCUCAACCCCCUCGCUUUUUUUUAGACAUCGAUGUUACCAAGUGGGAAAGGAUAGCACACCCCGUUCUCCAACAACACAGGCCAUACCUAAGCUCAAUAUAUCUUCCUGCGAGAGAGAAUGGAGCGCUGCACGCAACUGAGGGCGAUGUCGUUGCCCAACUGGGACUAGAGCUGUGUCACCCAGUACAAAAAGCACUUGAAUGCGCUCGCCCAGGAACCACAUAUGGGAGCGAAUUCAUCUCUCCCCCAUUUACCUUGGCCUCAAGAGCUCAUGUUGCUCGAGCUGACAAGGUAUACCUUGGCCAGUUUCAAGCUGGUCGAAAGCCUUUUGCCGUCUUGGAAUUCAAAAAUGUUUCAGUUGUUGAUGGGCACGAAUUCGGCGAGGGAAUAAUCAGUGAUGAGGCAAAUUUCAAUGCUUACAUGGAGAAUAUCAAUGAAAAUCGUUUCGUGUUAACUUCCGGCACUUGGACACUGCUAAAACAAGCAACAAACUACUCCAUGGCCUUCGACACGCCGUUUGUUGCGAUAGCUGAUAUGCGCACCCUUAUUUUGCUGGUCUUCCCCCUCCGGCAGGGUAUGCGGGCCGGCCGAUACGCUUUGGUGACUGUGAUAGAGGAUCCCAAGCUUAUGCGACGGGCUCUGCUCGGGUUUCUUCUGAUGGCUCAUCGGCAUCAACAACGCCCGGAUCAGCUUUACCCAAUGAUGAAGCAAGUAUUGUCGGAGGAAGUGCGCAAGUGGAUCGACGACCAGCGUUCCCGGGCUGCUGGUCUCCGCGGAAGCCCUGCUGCUGCGCGUGUUUCUGGUUCAUCAACUCAAGCUUCCGAGCCCCCUCGCAUUCUCCUGGAAAUCGAUGUCAUCUCCGAAGCGCCACUCGGUGCUUCAGGCACUUCAAAAAGCGUUCCCGACAGUCAGACAUGGAAGUCAAGUAUAGAUACACUCUUCUCCACCAACUGGACGCGCCGACAAGAUACAUUUUCGGCAAACUAA
Trichoderma gamsii is the source of this 1089-nucleotide messenger RNA. RefSeq lists its product as hypothetical. The transcript has 2 exons. The coding region runs from base 1 to 1089 and encodes 362 amino acids. NCBI's taxonomy places the organism in Eukaryota, Fungi, Ascomycota, Sordariomycetes, Hypocreales, Hypocreaceae. The record is from RefSeq and is a predicted model, not a curated record.